Molecule: messenger RNA, 1463 nt
Organism: Octopus sinensis (East Asian common octopus)
Lineage: Eukaryota; Metazoa; Mollusca; Cephalopoda; Octopoda; Octopodidae
Product: testis-specific serine/threonine-protein kinase 2-like
Exons: 3
Coding region: 246-1106 (286 amino acids)
Biological process (GO): protein phosphorylation; intracellular signal transduction; cellular response to glucose starvation
Cellular component (GO): centrosome; spindle pole; nucleus
Molecular function (GO): ATP binding; protein serine/threonine kinase activity
Source: RefSeq, a predicted model, not a curated record
UCCGCGAGAUUCAACGUCAUAUGACUCGUGUUUUUUUCUUUUGUUUUUUUUUUUACUACAGACGUUAUUUUUCGGCUCGACGCCGAAAAUAGUUUGUUUAAAUUAUGUCUAAUUCGCCGAGAUAAAUAAUCCCUUGGAAAAAAAUUGUCACUUGGAGAGUAUUCUUUCUCCUUUUCUUAAUAGAUUUUUCGAACUUAGUGAUGAAAAUAAUUUACAAUUCAUCAACCUGAAUAAUAUUAGGUUAGAUGUAUAACAUGGAAAUGCUCCAUGGAGUUGAUUACCAUCAGAUUCUGGCUAAACGUGGUAUCAAACUACUAGAUACGAUUGGAAGAGGAAGUUACUCGAAGGUCAAGCUUGGUCAUAUAUCUAAGAAUGACCCAAGACAAGUUGCUGUAAAAAUCAUUAAUCUAAUGAAAGCGCCUGAUGAUUUUAAAGAAAGUUUCCUUCCUCGUGAGCUGGAGAACUGGCCAUCACUCGAUCAUCGUCACGUAAUUAAAUUCUAUGAAGCUUUUCAAAUUGACCAAACUUUAUUUAUGAUCAUCGAGUUUGCUCCUCACGGAGAUAUGCUUAAAUACAUCCAAGCAAAUGGAAAUUUACCAGAGAUGAAAAGAAAAUUGCUAAUGACUCAGCUCUGCAAUGGUGUUAAAUACCUUCACGAUCGAGAUAUCAGUCAUCGGGAUCUGAAACUUGAAAAUCUCUUACUUGACGAAUCGAACUCAAUAAAAAUUACAGAUUUUGGUUUUUCGAAGAAAGUGUCUGGAAAGAAUCUAAGUCAAACAUAUUGUGGUUCAAAGUCAUAUGCAGCUCCAGAGAUUCUAACUGGUUGUCCAUACAAUCCGUUCAAGUCAGAUAUCUGGGCCAUUGGUAUUAUUCUCUAUAUCAUGAGCACAGGAAAAUUUCCAUUCGACAAAAAGAAAGACAUAAAGAAAAUUAUAGACGACUAUAGGAAGUUACACAUAUUUUGGGAUCGUUAUCCUAUCGAAAAUGAUUGCAGAGAGGCUGUCGAAAAACUUCUAGUGUUCCGUUUUCAAGACAGACCAUCCAUAGAUGAUGUGUUUAAGAUAAAAUGGUUUAUUACAGAAAAUAGUGUUUCGGAAAAGGCCUAACAGUUAACGAUUCCAUAUAAUUCUUCCUUAAUACCGAUUUCACAUAACUUCACAUUUGACAAAUUUUCUUUCCUAUCAACGAAGAGUACCUAAUUAACAUUUCCGUGUACAGCUGGUUUCCGUUAAAGUAUUAUAUUGCGUAGGCAUACAUACCAUUAUACAUAACCAAACAGUGGACGCAAUCUUUGUCUUAUCGUUUAAUUAUUUCAGACGGUUGCUCUUUUUAUAUAUAUUUUCUCUUUAUUUAAUUGUUACUUUUACUCAUAUCUUUUCUUUUUGUAUUAUUGUUUAUUAAAAAUACAAUACAAAUGAGUGUUGAUCUGAAAUAAGAUAAACCUGUAUAUCCUGGUAACGUUA